AUGACUACUACCGGUCUAGUCCUCGGCUUCAAUGGAGUCCAUCCAUUUUCCAAGGUCAAGCUAAGCGACCGGGCAUCUGUGCAGGAGCUCCUUCGAACCCUUCUUGACCCCCUGGAGCCUUUCUUUUCGCCCAACAAGGCUAGGGUUAGGUGUCCCGGUGGCACUGCGGUUCGAUUCGAUUUGACCGCGUCUGAUGUAGAGGGAAUAUGCAGACCGCUCUGGGGAUUGGCUUGUCUUCUUGCCGGUGGUGGAGAGUAUCAUGGUACGAACUGGUGGGUUGAGGGCAUCAAGUCAGGAACGGACCCCGAGAACCCGGAAUACUGGGGAUAUCCUCGCGAUAAUGACCAGCGAAUGGUGGAGAUGUGUCCCCUUGGAUUCGCCCUCGCCGUUGCUCCCGUAUUCUGGAACAGCAUGACCGAAAAGGAGAAAGAGAACGUCGAAACAUGGCUAGGCAAUUCCAUCAACGAAAAGAACAUGCCAAACACCAAUUGGCUGUGGUUCCGCGUAUUUGCCAACUUGGGCCUCAAGAAGAAUGGUGGAAAGUUCUCACAGGAUCGUCUGGAUUCCGAUAUCGAGCAUCUAAACACAUUCUACCGGGGUGAUGGUUGGUCGAAUGAUGGACCAGAAGGCAUUCAUCAGAUGGAUUAUUACUCUUCUAGCUUCGCCAUUCACUUCCUUCAGCUCCUCUACGCUAAACUUGCCGGCGACGAGGAUCCCGAGAGAGCCGCCGAGUUCAAGCAUCGUGCUCAGCAAGUCGUCCUCGAUCUUGCCCAUUACUACGAUGAGGAAGGCCGCUCUAUUCCGUUUGGACGAAGCGUUGGCUAUCGUUUUGCCAUGGUUUCCUUCUGGGGUGCAUUAGCCUACGCCGACGUAGAGCUGCCAGCCCCGCUUACAUGGGGCAUGGUUAAAGGCAUCGUCCUUCGACACCUUCGCUGGUGGCAAACGCAGCAUGCGAUUUGGAGUCCUAGCGGAACCUUGACCAUCGGUUACUCGUACCCGAAUAUGUAUAUGGCCGAGAAUUACAACAGCCCUGGCAGUCCGUAUUGGGCUUGCCUUUCUUUCAUCUGCUUAGCUGUUCCUCCUGAACACGCGUUCUGGACAUCUAAGGAGGAGUCGCAGUGGACAAAGAUUCCUCGAGUCAAGGCUCUCAAGCACCCCAAACACAUUACAAGCAACCUUGGCGGUCAUUGUAUGCUUCUUUCCUCUGGCCAGGCCUGCAGCUAUCCCAUGAAGGGAACGCAUGCCAAGUACGGCUGCUUUGCCUACAGCAGUGCCUAUGCAUAUUCAGUCCCACCGGGCCUCUUCACCUUGGAACAGUAUGCUCUUGCAUCGCAGCUCGGCCUGUCAGACGACGGUGGUGAGUACUGGAAGACGCGUCGACUAACCGAGUACUCCGGUCUCGAGGAGCGCGAUGGGAAACCUGUGCUCGUGUCCGUCUGGAAGCCCUUCCCGGAUGUUAAGAUCAAGACAAUUCUUGUCCCGCCCGAGGAGGCGACUCCCAACUGGCAUCUAAGAAUCCACCACAUCGAGGCAGGUAGGGAGGUUAUGACGGCAGACGGCUCGUUCGCCAUCUGCAAUGAGAAUACCAAGGAUGGCAGGUACCUAGAUCUCUACGACGCCGAAACCUGCGAGGGAACAUCGCCGAAGAUUAUUGGCAACUACGACCUCAAUACCCCUGCCGGUUGGGCGACUGGAAAGGACGGGGCGUUCGCUGUGUCGAAGGGAGCUGUUGGAAUCAAGGCGCUGGAGGACGGUUUGGAGAGAUCUGCGAACCUUGUCAAUGCGGAUCCCAACUCCAACCUGGUCGAGAACCGGACCACCAUCCCCACCCUUCAACACACCGUCAAGAAGGGUGAGUCGGUCUGGUACAUAUCGGCAAUUUAUGCCAAGCCUUCCGGAGAAGGUGUACCAAAGAAUACAUACCUGGACGGUUGGAACUCCCCGCCAGCGAUUCCGGACUGGCUCAAGGCCGAGAUAGCCUCCUCGUAG
Scedosporium apiospermum is the source of this 1989-nucleotide messenger RNA. RefSeq lists its product as uncharacterized. The record is from RefSeq and is a predicted model, not a curated record. Lineage: Eukaryota; Fungi; Ascomycota; Sordariomycetes; Microascales; Microascaceae. The coding region runs from base 1 to 1989 and encodes 662 amino acids. The transcript has 7 exons.